UGUUGGGGGUGGGAGUGCGUGAGUAUGGCGUUCACAUAAUUCAUCCGGCUGGGGGUGUGCUCCGUAGCUCGUGUCGUUUUUUUUUUCAGUCAGUAUAAAACUGGGAGUUCCUCUCGCGGAAUAUACAGAUGGAGAGAAUCGCUUGCGCCACAGGGAUAGUGACAGACCACAGAAGUGACAUACGCGCAUUUUAUUUCCGUGAAAUAAGCCCGAGUCCGCGCCCGUCGAGGGGAUGACUGGACUGUGCGCUCUCUUUUUGACGGCGCUGCUUGCGGCCUUCACCCGCUUCACGGAGAGCGUUGGGCCGGUGGUCCGUUGCGAGCCCUGCGACUCGCAUGCGCUGACACUGUGCAAGCCUCUGCUGCCGAGAGACUGCUCGGAGCCGGUGCGAGAGCCGGGUUGUGGGUGCUGCCUGACUUGUGCGCUCCGCGAGGGCCAAGCGUGCGGAGUUUACACGAGCCGCUGCGGAAGCGGUCUCCGUUGUCGGCUCUGGCCUCACGAGACUAGACCACUGCAAGCUCUGCUAGAAGGCCGGGGAGUGUGCGCCCCAGUCUCAACAGAUAAAACACUCACAGGAGUAAUAUUGCCCACCGGCAAACACGACAACCCUGAGGAGUCCUAUCAGGAGGAGACUAACUCCAACCUGACCAUGAUGACGGUCACGUCGGCGGUGGCCGAGGAGCAUCCCCUGCCGGCCACGUCGGAGCACAAAGCCCCGCCCCCGCCACUGCUCAGCAAGCUGGGUGUCGUCCGCAAAGAGAAGAACAGGAAGAGCCAGAGCUACCGUGUAGAGUCGGUGGGUGGCGACCUGCACACGGACACACAUAACUUCAGCCUGGACACCAAGAGAGAGACGGAGUAUGGCCCCUGUCGCAGGGAGAUGGAGAGCGUGUUGAAAAGUCUUAAGAUCACAAACGUGCUGAACCCAAGAGGCGUUCACAUCCCAAACUGCGACCGCAGAGGGUUCUACAAGAAGAAACAAUGUCGUCCUUCAAAGGGUCGCAGGAGAGGCUACUGCUGGUGUGUGGACAAAUACGGCCAGCGAUUGCCCGGUUAUGAUGGCAGAGACCAGGGAUCUUCCCACUGCCACAGCUUGGAAAAGAAGUAAAAUGUGGUGACAUGUCAUGGGAGAGAGAGAGAGAGAGAGAGAGAGAUGGAGACAGAGAAAGGGCUAGAGAUGUUUUAUUCUUUUGUGGACUUGGGAAAGAUAAACACACACUUAUAGGCAUAGUGUGUUUGUGUUUGUGAUUUGUGUGUAUGUGUGUGUAUGUGGACCUGUUUUGUGUGUGUGCAUGUGUGUAUUUGGGUGUGUCCUUUUGGGGUUGGAUCAUGCAUAGCUCCUUUACAGGUUAACAGUCCCAUGGUGCUUAGCUCUUCACAUGGUGCACUGGUGCUGGUGUAUAUCGGUGAGCUUAAUAGAGCCCGUUUUUGUUGGUGAUGUCAUGCCGGUCUUUUGACUGGUCAGUUUUGGUCUGGAGCUCUUGCCCUCUGAUUGGCUGCCACUUCAGCUUUCUCCAAUCAUGUUGCGUAUUUGCUGAUUGUCCUCUGUCGUCCCGAUCACCAUUUACAGUUGUCAUGGCGGCAGCCCGUCCCCCUGUAGUGAGCACGCUCCAUCAGAGCAUACGCACUAAAUGCACUUUUCACGCUGUCCAAGAUAGCUUCGGUCACACAACCGUUAAGCCAUCCCCGGUGGCUCGCCACACUCCAGGAACUAAAAGAGUUAACAUCCAAAAGGUUCUAUUGAACCUUUACCAGAAAUACCUUUGUUUUUAUUUAUUAGAUUUUUAUAUUAGAUAUUUAUUCUUCAUAUGAAUACAUAAUGGUGAUUGAAAUCUUCCAUACUAAGAGAAAAUAGGGUUGUUGCAAGAAACUUGGAAAGAAGUGGCGAGGAACCACCUUAUGAGGAUUAGAGCCCUGCAUAGAACCAUAGAAGCCGUUUCAGCUCUGAAAUGCAGUUGUCAGCUCUAAAACGCCCUUUUAUGUGAUGUUUUUGGGGAAUACAUAAAGAACUCUGGAAGGCUCGAAAUGUCUUUUUUCCGAAGAGUGUGGGUAGAUUUACAAAACAUGCAUUAGAUGCCACAUUAAGUGGAGUGAAGCUUUUAGUCAGACAGGACAGCAUCAUUUACACAUGUAUCAAUAGACAGCAUAGCGAUCAAGUAAUUUCUUUUGCAACUUGUCCAGCAGUUGAGCUAGUUGAAGCUUGUUAAGGAAAACUUUGGGACAUUGGCCUAUGUAUUUUACCUAAAGAGAGAGUCUCUUGUCCCAAACCUGGCAGUUCCUUACAAUAAUCUGAUAAAACAUCCUCACCAUCAACAUAAGUGUCUGCAAUACAAAUUGCUGGCUAUGUGUUUUCAAAGGAAGCAGUGUCACAUUGGAUGUACUUCCCAUUAAGGCCACACAGACAAUGAGAGGCCUACUGAUGCUCAAUCCAGUGUCAAGCUGAAUAACUGAGAAUUGAUUGCGAUAUCAGAGAAAGAAAAUAUACCUCGAUCUUGACAAAAAGACCUAACGCCUUUGUGUUAUUAACCAGAACCAGAAGUCAAUUCCAUGGAGGAAUUGUUGAAGCCACCCUAUGACUUGGAAGACUGCCAGCCUUAACGAGACCAGAGGGGUCUUUUGCCUUUUAAUUGUGGCGAUGCUGGAAUUAGACUUUGAAGUAGACUGGCCAGAAACACCACAUCACACUCAGUGCCUGGUGGCUCACAGUCGUGCAUAUGCACACACACAUACACACAUACCAUUACAGAUGCGCAUAGAUACAUGCACAAACAAACCCGCACCUCUUUGUCCUUGAAUCCUACACAUUACAUUUGGACGUCAGGCCCUAUCUUUUUAUUUGUGCUCUACACCUGAUUUCCUGAUUGAAGACUUGAAAAUGGAGGGAACCAAUGAGACUGCUGCCCAGUAGUUCAGGAGCAUGAAGUUUGCCAACCAGAAAUUACCCCCUACCCUCUCAAAUACCCCCUACUCUUCCCUUCCCACAAACUAACAAUAUAAUACGUAUAAUAAUAUAUGUAUUAUGUAUAAAAUAUAAUUCAUAAUUAUUUACAUAAUUAUACCAAUUAUGAAUAUAUAUGCAGACUUUAGAAAAAUAUCUCUGGUGCUGAAGUUUUCUUA
This is a messenger RNA of Alosa sapidissima (American shad), 3117 nucleotides long. It is a transcript of the gene igfbp3, whose product is annotated as insulin-like growth factor binding protein 3. NCBI's taxonomy places the organism in Eukaryota, Metazoa, Chordata, Actinopteri, Clupeiformes, Clupeidae. Gene Ontology annotation, biological process: regulation of insulin-like growth factor receptor signaling pathway. Gene Ontology annotation, cellular component: extracellular region. The record is from RefSeq and is a predicted model, not a curated record. The transcript has 4 exons. The coding region runs from base 233 to 1108 and encodes 291 amino acids. Gene Ontology annotation, molecular function: insulin-like growth factor II binding; insulin-like growth factor I binding; fibronectin binding.